CCACCGCUCCAUCCCACCCGAGCAAAACCAGAGACGCAACGGAACUGUCGACUCCGUGACUCCGCGCCACAGCCCACACAGCCACAUGGGCCUCGUCACUGUCGCCGCCGCCGUCGUGCCGGGCGCGACGCCAGUGCCCCGCGCCCCGCGACCGCGACCGCGGUGGUGCCCCCGGCCCAGCCGCAGCUUCACCACACGCGCGGCCGCCGAGCCGGCGGCUGCGGCGCCCGCCCCCGUCUACGCUCCCACUCCGCGGGACCGGCCCCUGCGGACGCCGCACAGCGGUUAUCACUACGAUGGAACAGCUCGGCCCUUCUUUGAAGGAUGGUACUUCAAGGUGUCCAUCCCAGAAGUCAGGCAGAGCUUCUGUUUCAUGUACUCUGUAGAGAAUCCAUUUUUCCGUGAUGGAAUGAGUGCUUUGGACCGGAUCUUAUAUGGUCCACGGUUUACUGGGGUGGGAGCACAAAUUCUUGGUGCAGAUGACAAGUACAUAUGCCAGUUCUCUGAAAAAUCAAACAAUUUUUGGGGAAGUAGGCAUGAACUAAUGCUUGGAAAUACUUUCAUUCCCAGUAAAGGCUCAACUUCCCCAGAUGGGGAGGUUCCCCCUCAGGAGUUUUCUAAUCGUGUUUUGGAAGGCUACCAAGUCACCCCAAUUUGGCAUCAGGGCUUCAUACGUGAUGACGGAAGGUCGAAGUAUGUGCCAAAUGUCCAAACAGCUCGUUGGGAGUACAGCACUCGUCCAGUGUGUGGCUGGGGUGAUGUCACAUCUAAGCAGAAGUCCACUGCUGGUUGGCUUGCUGCUUUUCCGCUCUUUGAACCUCAUUGGCAAAUAUGUAUGGCUGGUGGCGUAUCCACAGGAUGGAUAGAAUGGGAUGGGGAACGGUUUGAAUUCGAAAAUGCUCCAUCUUAUUCAGAAAAGAACUGGGGUGGGGGUUUCCCAAGGAAGUGGUAUUGGAUCCAGUGCAAUGUCUUCUCAGGGGCAUCUGGUGAAGUUGCUUUAACUGCUGCUGGUGGAUUGAGGAAAAUUGGAUUGGGAGACACCUACGAGAGUCCUUCGCUGAUUGGCGUCCAUUACGAUGGAGUAUUCUAUGAAUUUGUGCCUUGGACUGGGACAGUAAGCUGGGACAUUGCUCCUUGGGGUCAAUGGAAGAUGUCUGGCGAGAACAAAAGUCAUUUGGUUGAAAUAGAAGCAACCACCAAAGAACCAGGCACCACUUUGCGAGCUCCAACGAUGGAGGCUGGAUUGGUACCAGCAUGCAAAGACACCUGUUAUGGUGAUCUCAAGCUGCAACUGUGGGAAAAGAGACACGAUGGUGGCAAAGGGAAGAUGAUACUCGAUACCACAAGCAACAUGGCAGCGCUGGAAGUUGGAGGAGGCCCCUGGUUCAACGAGUGGAAAGGCACAACUGUUUCGAACGAGCUUGUGAAUAGCAUUAUUGGCACGCAGGUUGAUGUGGAUAGCCUCCUGCUGAUUCCAGUUCUCAAGCCCCCCGGUCUGUAGGACUAUACACAAGGAACCAUCGAGAAGUUGAGUAAACAUGCCAUGAAGCUACUCCAGGUUUCUUUUCUCUCGACUGAGGUUUGUGUUCAGAGUGAAUUGCAUAAUUGGUUGCCUGCACAUAAAUGGUCAAGAGCAGACGACUGCUUCUCAAUGUUUUGUAGCCUUGGACGUAUGAGUCCGCUGGAUCUUAUACCUAUCAGAAAUGACAUAAUGCAAAUAAUGAAUAGUUGGAAGAGAAACAUCCUUACAUUAAAGAGUUUGUCCUGGACAAAAAUAAAGCACAAGUAUAUUUCUUGUUUA
Molecule: messenger RNA, 1801 nt
Organism: Brachypodium distachyon (stiff brome)
Lineage: Eukaryota; Viridiplantae; Streptophyta; Magnoliopsida; Poales; Poaceae
Product: probable tocopherol cyclase, chloroplastic
Exons: 10
Coding region: 86-1501 (471 amino acids)
Molecular function (GO): tocopherol cyclase activity
Source: RefSeq, a predicted model, not a curated record